AUGAAGACCUCAGUAGCUGCCCUCUCCUGCCUCAUCCUUGCUGCCCAGGCUGCAGUUGAACACCUGAUGCUGAACCUGAAGAAUGAACAACACUCGAUGUCUCAAGGAGGCUUUCACCGUCCCACUGACUGCUGCUUCUCUUACACCCUACGAAAAAUCCGAUGUGUAUUCAUGAAAGAUUAUGUAGAAACGACCACUGCAUGUUCCCAGACUGCUGUCAUCUUCAUCACCAAGAGGGGGCAGCAGGUCUGUGCUAACCCCAAAGAUGAGCAAGUUCAGAAAUGCAUGUUGCACCUGAAGCUAAGAUCAGUGAUCAAGGACCUGAGAACACUAUCUCUUGAGAAGGGAUACUUGGAGUCAGCCCCCUCACCUCUAUCUCUCUUGCCCUGA
Molecule: messenger RNA, 390 nt
Organism: Mesoplodon densirostris (Blainville's beaked whale)
Lineage: Eukaryota; Metazoa; Chordata; Mammalia; Artiodactyla; Ziphiidae
Product: C-C motif chemokine 4-like
Exons: 4
Coding region: 1-390 (129 amino acids)
Biological process (GO): immune response; G protein-coupled receptor signaling pathway; cellular response to type II interferon
Cellular component (GO): extracellular region
Molecular function (GO): CCR chemokine receptor binding; chemokine activity
Source: RefSeq, a predicted model, not a curated record